Molecule: messenger RNA, 11397 nt
Organism: Adineta steineri
Lineage: Eukaryota; Metazoa; Rotifera; Eurotatoria; Adinetida; Adinetidae
Source: the annotation of a GenBank genome assembly
AUGUCUGUACGCGAACUUUUUUUUCUAUUUGGAUGGCUUAUUACAAAUACUUAUGGUGAAAGUUUAAGACCACCUUAUUUAAAUCUUGCUCGGGAAAAACAUAUAACUGUAGCAGCUACAUCAACAUGUGGAGAAUUUAUUGAUAAACAAAAUCGAAAUAAAACAAAAUAUAAAAAAGAAUUAUAUUGUAAAUUAACUGGUUCAUCACCUUAUGAAAAAGAUUAUAAGGAUUCAAAUUUAAUCUAUGGACAAUAUUGUGAUUAUUGUGAUCCAAGUGUACCAGAUAAAAAACAUAUUGUUAAUUAUACAAUUGAUGGAACAGAUCGAUGGUGGCAGUCACCACCAUUAUCACGUGGUCUUGAAUAUCAAAAAGUGAAUAUAACAGUAGAUCUUGGUCAAGAAUAUCAUAUAGCAUAUAUAUAUAUUCGUAUGUCAAAUUCGCCUCGACCAGCUGUUUGGUCAUUGGAACGUUCAACUGAUUAUGGAAAGACAUUUUCAACAUGGUACUAUUUUGCUAGUGAUGUUGAAUGUCGUACAGUAUUUGGAGUGCAACCAUUCGUCAAUCGUUCAUUUACACGAGAUGAUGAUGUUGUUUGUGAAACAAAAUAUGCCAGUCGUAUACCAUUAGAAGGAGGUGAAAUGGUUAUAUCAUUAAUAAAUGAUCGACCAAAUAGUAAAAACUUCUCCUAUAGUGAUACUUUACAACAAUGGACACGUGCAACAAAUGUUCGUUUAAGAUUACUUCGACCAACAACAUUACAUUCUCAUUCAAUUAUUCAUGAUAGUCAUGAUAAAUCAGUAACAAGAAGAUAUUUUUAUUCCAUCAGAGAUAUUGGUAUUGGUGGACAUUGCCAAUGCAAUGGUCAUGCUGAAUCAUGUGAUAAACCUCAUUCAAAAAGUCCAAAUAAAAUGGUUUGUCGUUGUCGACAUAAUACAUGUGGUGAUUAUUGUCAAGAAUGUUGUGAACCAUUUGUACAAAAAAAAUGGCGUCAAUCACGUGAUGCUGAUGCAUUUGAAUGUGAACCAUGUCAAUGUUAUGGUCAUUCAAGUGAAUGUGUUUAUGAAGAAAAAAUUGCUGAAGAAAAAUUAAGUAUUGAUAUACAUGGAAAAUAUGAAGGUGGUGGACGUUGUCUUAAUUGUGAACAUCAUACAGAAGGUAUCAAUUGUGAACGAUGUGUACGUGGAUAUUUUCGAAAUUUUACACGGAAAGUUAGUGAUGUUGAUAUGUGUCAAUCAUGUAAAUGUAAUUUAAAAGUUUCAACGGGUACUUGUGCAGAAGGCACAGGUAAAUGUGAAUGUAAACCACAAUUUGCUGGAUUAGAAUGUGAUGAAUGUGCAGUUGGAUAUUUUGAUUUUGCUGCUGGAUGUAAACCAUGUUUAUGUUCAAUUAAUGGUACAGCUGAUCAUAAAUGUUUACCAGAUUCAGGUCGUUGUGUAUGUAAAAUGAAUUUUGAUGGAGAUUAUUGUGAUCGUUGUGCACCAGGAUAUUAUAAUUUUAAAGCUGGUUGUCUUCCAUGUGAAUGUGAACGUGCUGGUAGUGAUGGAAAUAUUUGUGAUACUGAAACUGGACAAUGUCCAUGUCGAUUAAAUUAUCAAAAUCGAACAUGUGAUACAUGUAAAAAUGGUCAUUAUGGUUAUCCAGGUUGUUUACCGUGUGUAUGUAAUCAUAAUGGUUCAACACCGGAAGUAUGUAAUAAAGAUACAGGUGCUUGUUUAUGUAAAGCGAAUUUUACUGGACAUACCUGUGAACAAUGUGCAGCUGGAUUCUUCAAUCAUCCAACAUGUGAACCAUGUGCUUGUGAUUUAACUGGAGUUAUAUAUGAUGCAUGUGAUCAACGUGGUCAAUGUCAUUGUAAGGCAAAUUUUGGUGGACGACAAUGUAAUCAAUGUGCACCUGGUUAUUUUCGUUAUCCGGAUUGUGUUCCAUGUUCAUGUGAUAUGCAUGGAUCAUUAGGUUUAAGUUGUGAUCAAACGACAGGACAGUGUGUAUGUAAAAGUAAUUUUAUUGGUGAAAAAUGUCAAGAAUGUGCACUGGGAUUAUUUAAUUUUCCAUAUUGUGAAGAAUGUAAAUGUGUUCCAGCUGGUGUACGAAAUGAUUUUCCUGGUUGUGGUCGACAUAAUAUUCCAGGUGUUUUAUGUUUAUGUAAACAAAAUGUUGAAGGAAGACAAUGUGAUCGUUGUAAAGAAGGUUUUUGGAAUAUGAAAACAUCAAAUCCACUUGGAUGUGAAUCAUGUGAUUGCUCUGAUUCGGGUACAAUAGCUCAUUUAAAUACUUGUGAUUCAACAACAGGUCAAUGUCCAUGUAAAUUAACUACACAAAAUUCGACUGUACGUUGUGAUGUAUGUGCUGAUGGUUAUUAUUCAUUAGCACGUAAUAAUGUUUUUGGUUGUGAACCAUGUCGAUGUUCACUUGGUGGUUCAUUACAUAGUAUAUGUGAUAAACAAACGGGACAAUGUGUUUGUCGCCCAUCAAUUGUUGGUCGUGAAUGUAAUCAACCAGCAUUAGGACAUUUUUUUCCAAGUUUACAUCAUUUACAAUAUGAACUUGAAGAUGGUUUAACAGUAAAACAUCAAACACCUGUUCGUUAUGAAUUUGAUUCAAGUGAUUUUGAAAAUUUUUCAUGGAAAGGUUAUGUUAGAUAUUCAUCAUUACAAUCCGAAGUACAAUUACAUAUACAAUUAAUUAAACCAACUGCUUAUCGACUUUUAAUUCGUUAUAAAACAUAUAAUAAAACAUCGAUGGAUAGUAAUAAUUUAGAUUAUAAAUUACCACAAAUAAAUGUAAAUUUUGCAUCAAUACGAGAGACAGGUACAGCAGCACCACAAACAUUUGAUAUUGAUCUACCACAAUCUGAUCGUCAAGCAACAUUUGCUACGGCUAGUACACUUUUAACAAGUGAUGCAGCACCCUAUAAUGAAUAUUUAUUAACAUUAAAAACAACUGAUCCAGUUUUAAUUGAUUAUAUUGUUUUUGUGCCUAUUGAUUAUAUUGAAGCUCAAGCACUUCAGCAAACUGAUGCAUUUGCAUAUGGUCGUCCAUGUGAAUUAGAUGAUGAAGAAGAAUGUUAUCAAUAUACUUAUCCAGUAUUAAAUGGUAUGUCAAGUAUAAGUCAUCCAUCAUCAGGUUCAACACCAAAUGGUAUUGUUAUUGAUUCCAAUCUUCUUGAAGAAUUAUCAAUUGAUUCAUUAACAACUAUUGAACGUGGUCGUGAUUAUCGUUAUGAUUGGAUUAUAUCAAAACCAGGUCAGUAUUAUCUCCUAGUUGAUUAUCAUACUAUUGAUGCUGGAACAUCCUAUGCUCGAGUUCAAACAAUUGAUGGAGAUAUGAUGCCUGGAUCAUUAGUAUUAACUGAAUGUCCAUAUACAUUUGUAUGUCGACAAAUGGUAACUACAUUAAGUAAUGGUGGUAAUCAACGUAUAAGUAAACCAAAAUUAAUGACUGUUACUGAUACGCGACGUGCAACAGUUAUAUUAAAUGUUGUUCAACAAUCUGAUCGAAGUAGUCCAAUUGGUAUACAUAAAAUAACUGCUGUACCUAUGAAUCAAUUUAAUUAUGAUCUUCUUCGACCACAAUUUAUAUGUGUACGUGGUACAUCAGAUGAUGGUCCACAUGGUUUACCAAUAUGUAGUGAUUCAAAUAAACCAUUAGGUAGUUCAUUGACAGCACCAGUUCAAAUUUUUCAAGCUGAAGAUUAUUAUAAUGAACAUUUAAAAACAACAAAUUUUCCAAAUGCACCAGAAAAUACUGCUGUUGUUCCAUUAAGUUUUUCUACACCAAAUAUCUAUGUUUAUGGACGUUUAACUGAUGUUUAUACUAAAACAGAAAAUUAUCCAGCUUUAUUUCAAUUUCAUAUACAUUAUUUUCAAUCAAAAUCUUAUUCAAUAUCGGAUACAAUUCCAUUAACUGUUAUUUUUUAUAGUCGUACAGGUGAUAGUCAAAUUGGUGAAAUUAAUGCACCAAUAUGUCAACGAUUUACACAAGGUGGUUGUUCACAAAUAGUUACACUUCAAAAUGGUUCAACAGCUAUAAGACUUGAUGAACCAGAAUUUACUGCUUAUUUAGCAUUAACAAAUCCAAAUACAUCAUUACUUAUUGAUUAUAUUACAGCUCAAAAAAUUGAACCAAAUGCAGAAAAAGUUGUAACACCAGUAUUAACUACAGCUGAUACUGAUCGUGCAUCAAAAUUUGUUCAAGAUUGUAUAACAAAAUCAGCACCUAAUUAUGAUCCUAAAAUUCAACAAGCAAGUUCAUUUUGUCGUCAAGCACUUUAUUCUUUAUCGGCAACAUUUAAUGAUCAAGCAUCUCAAUGUUUAUGUGAUGUACGUGGUUCAGUAAAUCCAAAUGGGCAAUGUGAACCUUACGGUGGACAAUGUUCUUGUAAACCUAAUGUUAUUGGUCGACGAUGUGAUCGUUGUCGAACAGGAUAUUGGGGUUUUCCAAAUUGUCGACAAUGUACAUGUCCAACAAAGAUAUGUAAUGAAUUAACAGGUGAUUGUAUUUGUCCACCAAGAGUUACAGGACGUUAUUGUGAUCAAUGUGCUCCACGAACAUAUGGUUUUGAUCCAUUAAUUGGUUGUGAAGAUUGUCAAUGUCGAAUUGAAGGUGUUAUUAAUGGACGUCUUGAUUGUGAUCUUCGAACAGGUCAAUGUCCAUGUCGUGAAAAUAUUGGUUCUCGAACAUGUGAUCGCUGUGCUCCAGGUCAUUAUGAUUAUCCACGUUGUAUGAAAUGUGAUUGUGAUACAGCUGGUACACUUGAACCUAUAUGUGAUACAUAUACAGGUACUUGUUUAUGUAAAGAAAAUGUUUAUGGUCCACGAUGUGAUCGAUGUACGGAUAGUACAUUUGCUUUAUUAUCUGAUAAUCCAAAAGGUUGUACAAAUUGUUAUUGUUUUGGUUCAACAACACAAUGUCAUUCAGGUUUAUUUAAUUAUCGUUUUAUUCGUAAUAUGUCUGAUUGGUCAUUAACACGAUCUGAUGUACGUUAUGAUCGACGUGAAACACGUUUAACAAUGUUUAUGAAUUAUGAUAAUAAUGAUCAAUCAGCAAUAUAUUGGUCAGCACCAAGACAUUAUUUAGGAAACAAAAUUCUUUCCUAUGGAGGAAAUUUAACAUUUAAAUUAAGUUAUACAUCAACAACAAAUAAUUAUAAUCAAAUAUUAAAUAAACAUCCAUUAGUUAUACUUCGUGGACGUGAUUUAACAAUUGUUCAUUAUUAUACACGACCAAUAGAAGCAAAUCGUCCUGAAGAAGAUAUAUCAAUUACAUUGAAAGAAGCUAAUUUUCGUUUUCAAACACGUUCAUCAACGGCUGUUACACGUGAUACAUUUUUACAAACACUUAGUAAUAUAUCAAGUUUACAUAUUCUUGCAUGGCCAUAUUCAGUUGAUUCAACAUCAAGUUCAAUUGUUGCUGUUCAAUUACAACAAGCUGAUUUAAAAUCAGUCAAUAAUAUAUCACCACAACGUCCAUUAGCACGUAAUAUUGAAGUAUGUUCAUGUCCACCAAAUUAUGCUGGUACAUCAUGUGAAACAUGUGCACGAGGUUAUUUUAAACAAUACAGUGGAACAAAUGGUGCACAUAGUUAUACAUGUGUACCAUGUCAAUGUAAUGGACAAAGUGAUAUAUGUGAUGUUGAAACUGGCCAUUGUUUAGCAUGUCAAAAUCAUACAUUGGGAACAUAUUGUGAAACUUGUAUACCGGGUUAUAAUGGUGAUCCAGUACGAAAUAUUUCAUGUCGUAUCUGUUCAUGUCCAUUACCAGUGGAAUCAAAUAAUUUUGCAUCAACAUGUGAAAUCAACGCAACAACAGGUGAUACUACAAGAUGUUUUUGUCAACAAGGUUAUUAUGGUGAUAGAUGUCAAUCAUGUUAUCCAGCAUUUUGGGGUGAACCAAGUAAAGUUGGUGGUCGAUGUUUACCAUGUGAAUGUAAUUCAAAUAUUGAUCCAUAUGAUUGGAAUGCUUGUGAUCAACAAACAGGACGAUGUGUUAAUUGUCUAAAUAAUACAGCUGGACAUUCAUGUGAACGUUGUCGAGAUUGGUUUUAUGGUGAUGCUAUUCGAACAAAAAAUUGUGCACCAUGUUCAUGUUCUCAAUGUGGUUCGACUAGAUGUGAUCAAAGAUCUGGACGAUGUCAAUGUAAACCAGGUGUAACUGGUCUUACAUGUGAUGUUUGUUUAGAAAAUCAUUAUGGUUAUCAUGCAUGUAAUGAUGAAGGAUGUAAACCAUGUUCAUGUGGUUUAAGUAGUAUAGGACCAUCAUGUGAUCUUUAUACAGGUCAAUGUCAAUGUAAACCUGGUGUUGGUGGAAGAAAAUGCGAUGUAUGUUUGCCAGGUUAUUGGGAUUUAACUGAAGAUGGAUGUAAACCAUGUCAAUGCGAUCGAUUUGGAACAGUACGAGAUUUAAGCAAUACAGGAUUGAGUUGUGAUGCAGAAACAGGUCGAUGUUAUUGUAUUGAAGGUGUUCGUGGAGAACGAUGUGAUCAAUGUGAAGAAUAUUAUACAAUUGUUGAAGGUCGUGGUUGUCUUCCAUGUGAUAAAUCAAAUAUUGUACCUGAAGGUUGGUGUGCUCGUCAAUUAAUUGAUGAUGUUGAUCAAUUACGUAUAAAUAUUAAUCGAACACUUGAUAAUGCUGAUCGAAUAAUUCAAGGUCGUACAGCUAGUGAACGUAUUCAACGUAUGCGUUUACGUGCUGAUGAAUAUCGUUCACUUGUUAAUAGUCCAAAUAUAAGAAAUUACCGAUGUUUAUUAAAUGAAAAUCCAUCGAGUUCAUUUUGUCUCAAUGAUCAAAUUGUUAAUUUAACCAGUCUAUUAAAUGAAUUCGAUCAAGAUUUUAAACAAACACAAAUUGAAAUCAAUCAUGAACAAGAUGAAAUUAAAAAUUUAUCAAGACGUGCACAAAAAGAAUAUGAACGUGUACGUGAACAAGUUAAAUUAAUGCAAGAUUUUGCUGAUGAUAUUGAUGCAUUCUCAGCUAAUUUAACACAGCAAAGAAAUGAUGAUCCAACUUAUAUAGUUAAUCUUAUUGAGAGAGUUUACGCAACUAUUGAUCGAUUUGAACUUGAACCUGAACAAAGUGUAAUAAAAAAUUCCAGUCAAUUAUCUUCUCAAUUACAUACUUAUCUUCAAUCAUUAAAUAAUGAUCUUAGUAAUCAUUUAAAUGAAAUUGAUAAACUUAAUAAUCAAACAUUUCAUUUUGAACAACGUACAAUACAAAUGGAAAAACAUAUUCAACAAGCUUAUGAAAAACUUCAACGUGUAUCACAACAAAUUACAACACUCGAUAAUACAAUAAAAUCAAUACGUACAAUAUUAAAACAAAGUUCAGGAUUAAACGAAGCAACAAAUAUAAAAUUAUCGAAUACAACACAAUUAUUACAAAAUGAUUUAAUGAUAAAUUUUAAUCAAUUACAAAUGAUCUAUCGUCAAACAUUAACAAAUGCGGAUAAUUUAAAUAGUUCCAUACAAAUUCUACUUUCAGUAGUUAAUGAAACAAUUGAACAAAAUCGUAUUGUUCAUAUAAGUGUUCGACAAGUAUUUAAUUAUGUACAAAAUUUAACAGAAACAUCCGAACGUUUAGAUAUGUUAUAUGAAAAUAUGAAACAACAAAAUAAUGUUACAUUAUUAACUGUAUUUGUUUAUAAAAAUAUAAUUGAUACAGUUAAUUUAGUCGAUACAACUUCAACUGAAUUAGCUAAAAAUCUUUCAAAAUCACAAGAACAUAUUGCUCAACAACGACAACGUAUUGAAAAAUUAGGAAAAGAACGAUUAGAUCAACCAUUAUUAUCAUCAUUUGAAACAGAAAUUAAAUUAAAUCUAAAUGAUGAACAACGUUUAGAACGUUUAGAACGUUCAGCUGAAAGUUAUCGUCAAUCAUUAAGUACAAGUGAAAAAUUAUUACCAGCAUAUAAUUUACGUAUUGGUGAAUUAAAAUCAACAGCUGAUAAUGUUGAACCACAUUCAACACGUAUGUAUGAUGAUAGUCAAGCAAAAACAAAUGAAUUUGCACGUUUACGUGAAAAAAUUCUUGCUGAAAAACCUAUGAAUGCAUCAACAUUAAGUGAUCGUCCAUUACAAAUGGAAUUUAAUGAUAUUAAACAAUCGAUUCAACGUAUGAAAACUUGGGAAUCAGAUACAGAUCAACAAUUAAGUAAAGCAAAAUAUCGCUAUGAUGAAACAAUAAAUACUCAAGAUAAUAUAGCUGAUAUUAUAGCUGAUAUUCGUCGUCUUGUUGAUGAAUCACGUUCAAUUGUUAGUUCAGUUCGUGUUGGAGCACAAUUUAAUCGUACAAGUGGUGUUAAUUUACAUAAACCAUAUAGUAAAUCUUAUGUUAAUUUAAAUAAACAACAUUCAAAAUUAGCACUUUCAUUUCGUACAACUGAAUCUGAUGGAUUAUUAGCUUAUGCUGGUAAUGAAAAUGAUGAUAGAUAUAUGUCAUUAAGACUUAAUCAAGAUGGACAAAUUGAAUUUACUUAUGAUGUUGGACAACAACGACCAACAUCAAUCAUAACACCAAGAUCAUUUAUUGAUAAUCAAUGGUAUGAUGUUACAGGUGAAAGAAUUGGUUCACAUGGUCAACUUACUGUUGUUGAUAUUAAUGGUACAGAUGUAUUUGUUGGUACAAGUGAUGCUGAAAGUGGUGGACAAUCAAUACUUGAUUUACAUGAUGAACGAUCUGUAUUUUUAAUUGGUGGUGUACCAUCACAAAUAUCAUUGAAACAAACUUAUCCAGCAUUUUCUGGUUCAAUAUCAAAUGUACGUCUUGAUGAUCAAAGUGUUAGUUUAUGGAAUUUUCAAUCGGCUAUGAAUUAUAAUCAAGGUUCAAUACCAUCAAUAAUUCACCGUGAAUCUGUACCUGGUUUUAGUCUUAAAGGUGAUGGUUAUGCAAUAUUUUCUAAACGACGUUUACGUCGUCUUGAACAUUCAUUUGUCUUAACAAUUAUAUUUAAAACAAAUUCACCCAAUGGUCUUCUAUUUACAUAUGGUGGUGGUGAUUUUGAAAAACGUUUUUUUGCUGUACAAAUUAUUGAUUCACAUCCAGAAAUUCUUAUUAAUACAGGUAGUGGUCUUGUUAGUUUACGUCUUGAAGAUAAUGUUCAUGAUAAUCAAUUACAUCGUUUACAAAUAAAAAAACAAAAUACAGAAAUUAUUGUACAACUUGAUAAUCAAUUAUCGGAAUCAAUAACUGAUCGUGAUGAAGAAUCACGUAUUGAAGGUGGUAAUGAUGAUAUUUAUGUUGGUAAAUAUAUUGGACUAGAUUCAUUACGUGAUACAAUAACAAGUCGAGGUUUUAGUGGUUGUAUACAAUCAAUUCUUAUUGAUCGUAUUGAAUUAACAUUUAAAUCUGAACAUUUUAAACGUAGUGAAAAUAUUCAAACAACAUGUUCUAUUGAACAAAUUUUACGUACAGUACAAUUUAAUUAUCAUUAUGAUCAAGAAAGUUAUGUUGAAAUAUCCGAUAAAAAUUUAACAAUACCAUGGGCUAUAACAGCACGUUUUCAAUCGAAUCAACAAAAUGGUACAUUAGUAUAUAUGAAUAAUGAAAAUGACAAUAUCGAUAAAUUAAUAAUUUAUUUUGAAUUCAAUCAUCUUAUGAUUAAACAUAAAGAUUUACCAAUAAUACAAUGUGAAAAUAGUUUAUCAACAAAUUGGUGGAAUUAUAUAAGUAUUUAUCGUGAUACACAAUCAUAUCGUUUAUAUUUAAAUGAUACAGAAUGUGGUAAAUUAGAUAUUGAAAGUGAAUAUAAUGAUUAUCAAUUAUUUAAAACAGUAUUUAUUGGUGGUGUACCACAAAAUGUAUCAGAGGAUACACAACGUUUCUUUGGAUGUAUUGGAGAUGUUAAUAUAGAUGGUUCAUUAGUUAAUUUUAAUAAUGUUGUUAAAUUAAAAAAUACGGAACAAAAUUGCCCAACCAUUGCAUUUACUAGUAAUAAUAAUAACAAUAAUAAAUAUAAUAAUAAAGGAUCAGUAGUUUAUCCACCAUUUGAGUAUAAUGCUACGAAACCAACAUCUUCUGAUAGAUUUCAAUUAAAAUUACUUCAAUUUAAUGAUGAUUUCAGUAAUUAUAGUAUAAAUAGUUCUAUAUUACCAUCGAUUGAUUUACUUACGUCUUCAACUAUUCAAAUUAAAAAUGAAACAAAAGUAUCGAAUGAUGAUGAUGAUGACGAAGAAGAUGAUUAUUCAUCUCGUCAACAUCGUUCAUGUAAUUUACCUAUGAAACCUUCGAAUAAUCGUGGUCAAGAUAUCGGCUAUAGAUUUGGUGAUGAUCAUCGAGAAAGUCGUGGACAAAUAACAAUAUCAGAACCAUCAACUAGUCUAUCAAUGAAUAUUUCAUUUAAAUUCCGAACACGAUUUACACAUGGUUUAUUAUUCUAUUCAGGCAGUAAUGCUUUUGAUUCUUCAAUUUUAAAUGAAUUCAUUGCUGUAUGGUUAUAUAAAGGUCGAUUAGUUUUUGCUUUUGAUUGCGGAUCAGGUAAAGGUGAAAUUGAAAGUAUAAAUCGAAUCAAUGAUGAUCAAUGGCAUCGUGUUGAUGUUAUAAGACAUGGAAAUAAUGCAACUUUAUAUAUUGAUUUACAUUCCGAAGGUUUUAUUAUUCCACCAGGUACAAAAUUAUCUUUAGAUACAGAUGGAAUAUAUUAUUUUGGUAAUAUACCAUCGGAUGAAACAUUUCUUUUAAAUCGUCGUCGUCAAUUACAUCAUUUUAAAACUCGACAUAAUUAUCUUCAAUUUCAAGGUUGUUUAAGUACAAUACAAAUUAAUAGUCAAGCAAUAACAUUUGAUACAAAUGUUAAUAAUGAAUAUAAUUAUAAUAUAAAAACAUGUUAUGAAUUUGAAGAAUCAGGAGUUUUUAUUAAUGGAGAAAAAGAAUUAAUACUUGAAAAUUCAUUUCGUCUUGGUCAACGAUUCAAUAUUUCAUUUCAUUUUAAAUCUCGUGUUAAAAGUGGUCUUCUAUUGGCUGCAACAAAUACUAAUGAAGAUAAUUAUUUAUUUAUUUAUCUUGAUAAAGGUAAUAUUGUUGUGACAUUAUUACAAAAUAAUAUUGAUGAAAUUCAUGUUGUUCAUUGGCCAAAUGAUAAUAAUGAUAAUGAAAUGUGUGAUGGUCAAUGGCAUACAGUUGAUAUUCAAAAAGAUCUAACAUUUGUACGUUUACAUGUUGAUAAAUAUGAUGCAGAUGAAGAAUUAUUAUUAAAUGAUUUUGAUUUAAAUACUAAUGGACCAUUAUAUAUCGGUAAAAUGAAUAAAUUACCACCUAUUGUUGAUGAUAUACCUGUAUAUAUUGGUUGUAUAACAAAUAUGAAAAUAAUUGCCAUUGAUAAUGAUAACGAUGAACAUAAUUCAAUUCGACAUGCUAAAGCACUUCAUUCAAUUGAUGGAAUUGAAUAUUCAUGUCCAAUAAAUUAA